UCGUCUCUCUAAAUAACGUUUACCGACCUUCUCUUGUGGACGGCAAUAAUCGCCGACGUUCCCUAAUUUAUCGGAUUUCAAUCCAACAACACACUCUCUCAAACAAAAAAAAACGUUUCUUUUUUCUUCGAUUCGCGAUUACGGCUUUUGAUUUUGUGGGACUCAUCUCGGUUUUUCUGGGAUUUUCAUUUUGGAUUCUAUUUCAUUUUUCAGAUUUUUUUUUUAUCUCCCGGUUGUUUUUUGUAUUUCUAUAUUGGGGAAACAAAAUCAUGCAGAGGAUCGUCGAUGAUGCUCUUGCUGUCACAAAAGAGUCAGUGAAAACUUUGACUUAUGAGUCUUUGAACAACAUUGCAAGAUGCAUUAAUGGAUUUUCUGCACUUCUCUUGACACUUUUGCCCGGAAAGUCCAAUGUUCUUGAAGGUCUUCAUGGAUGGGAGCUAAGGCCUACUUUACGUGGUCCUCGUUUACCACGUUGGAUGCAUAAUGGAGUCUCUUCUUUCAACCACUUCAUUCACGAGCUCUCUGUGGAUUCUGAUACUUCAAGCUUGGACUAUUCCUCUGGAGAAGAUGAUAGUGAUGGCAUGUCCACGCCUCCAUCACCCUUGUCUCAAACCUCACUCCGCUCUUGGGCUAGUCUUCCUACAAAUUACGAAAGCCAUUGGACAGAGUGGAUAACCUUCAUUGUCUGGUGGGUUUUACUACCUGCCCGGAUCCUUCUUUGGUUACCAUUAUAUCUUUUACGUCUUUUAGGUAGACGAAAUUCAAGAAUGUCACCUAUGAGCCCAGGAAGGUACCAACAUUCGUCUAGACCUUAUUUUAGCAAAGCUAUCCCAGGGAAAGAGCAUGACGUCCCUAACCGAACUACUGAUAAAAGACGUGGAGUCAUUGAGGAUCUUCAGCUUGGCAUCGAGAUCUUUAUCGAAACAAUAUUUGAUUUUUUUCACAAGGCGGCACAUCUUCUUCUUUCUCCAUCAGAAACUUUUGGAAUAGUUCUAUCAUGGUUCUCUUCCUCCAGUCACAGUUCUAAAGGAACCUAUGGUGACGUUUCGGAUGAUGAGAUCGUGCAGACUGCCAUUCUAGGAGAUAAUGAUUCAUCUCCUACAGAAAGAAGAACCACAACGAGCUUAUACAAUACAGAUACUCGGACUUGUCAAGAUGUUAUAACAGAGCUUGGGUAUCCGUAUGAAGCUAUUCGUGUUGUUACAUCUGAUGGAUAUGGUCUUCUCUUGGAAAGGAUACCAAGACGAGAUGCAAGGAAAGCUGUUUAUUUGCAGCAUGGUGUAAUGGAUUCUUCAAUGGGAUGGGUAUCAAAUGGUGUUGUUGGAUCUCCGGCUUUUGCUGCUUAUGAUCAAGGGUACGAUGUUUUCCUAGGGAACUUUCGCGGUUUAGUUUCAAGAGAUCAUGUGAACAAAAACAUAUCCUCAAAAGAUUUCUGGCGUUACUCCAUCAAUGAGCAUGCAACGGAAGAUAUCCCAGCAAUGAUAGAGAAGAUUCACGAAGUCAAAACUUCAGAACUGAAACUUUAUCAGCCUACUAUGGAAGAGGUAGUAAACGAGGAGCAACCGUAUAAGCUCUGUGUUGUAUCUCACAGUUUAGGCGGCGCCGCGGUUCUGAUGUAUAUAAUCACCCGUAAAAUCGAAGAGAAACCGCACAGACUCUCGAGACUGAUCCUGCUUUCGCCUGCUGGGUUUCACGAUGACUCCAACAUGUGUUUCACAUUGAUGGAGUACACAUUCCUUCUCUUGGGUCCUGUACUAUCUCGGAUUGUUCCUGCUUUCUACAUACCCACUAAAUUCUUCCGGAUGCUUCUCAACAAGUUAGCUCGAGAUUUCCAUAACUAUCCUGCUGUUGGUGGAUUAGUCCAGACAUUGAUGAGUUAUGUAGUUGGCGGAGAUAGCUCAAACUGGGUUGGAGUCAUGGGAUUGCCUCACUAUAACAUGAAUGAUAUGCCAGGUAUAUCCUUCCGUGUGGCUCAGCAUCUUGCGCAGAUUAAACAUAGCGGUAAGUUCAAGAUGUUUGAUUACGGUAGCAGUUCAGCUAAUAUGGAGGUUUACGGGUCCCCUGAGCCGCUCGAUCUUGGGGAGUUUUACGGGUUGAUCGAUGUGCCUGUGGAUUUAGUAGCCGGAAAGAAAGAUAAAGUGAUCAGACCUUCAAUGGUUAGGAAACAUUACAGGGUGAUGAGAGAUUCAGGAGUUGAUGUUUCUUACAAUGAGUUUGAGUAUGCUCAUUUGGAUUUUACCUUUUCUCACCGUGAAGAGCUUUUGGCGUAUGUGAUGUCGCGGUUACUGCUCGUUGAGCCAACGCCCACUCAGACGAAUCAUAAGAAGGGGAUGAAAUUGAAGAAGAAAACGGAAGCACGCAAACCACAUCUGUGAAUUACAUAAAUAGGCUUUUACAGAGUUUAUGUUUGUCUUAUUUGUGAUGUUUUUUGUUCACGAAAGAUCGGCUUUGAACAGUGUAUAUGCAUAUGGCUUUUUGCAUCUCUAUUUAUGUCAGUGUCACUUUCCAU
Molecule: messenger RNA, 2509 nt
Organism: Arabidopsis arenosa
Lineage: Eukaryota; Viridiplantae; Streptophyta; Magnoliopsida; Brassicales; Brassicaceae
Source: the annotation of a GenBank genome assembly